UGUGCUGUGUCCCACGGACACAGUGGAUCACCGAUCCACGAAAAGAGCCAAAGAUGUCGGCUCGGUCAUGUGAUCAGCUGUGUCCAAUCACAGCUGAUCACAUGGGACAUCUACACUGAUCAUCAGAGCACUGAUGAUCAGUGUGCCCUGAUGAUCAGUGUAGCCCCAGAAGUGCCACCUGUCAGUGUCCAUCAGUGCCAGCUGUCAGUGCUCAUCCAUGCCACCUGCCAGUGGCCAUCAGUGCACAUCAAUGCCACAUAUCAGUGCCCAUCUGAGCUGCCUUUCAGUGUCACCCAUCAUUGCCAGUCAAUGCCAAUAAGUACCACCUAUCAGUGCCAGUCAGUGCCGCCUAUCAGUGCCAGUCAGUGCCACCUAUCAGUGCACAUCAGU
This is a messenger RNA of Staurois parvus, 390 nucleotides long. The record is from the annotation of a GenBank genome assembly. NCBI's taxonomy places the organism in Eukaryota, Metazoa, Chordata, Amphibia, Anura, Ranidae.